Patella vulgata (common limpet) is the source of this 612-nucleotide messenger RNA. RefSeq names its product sialate O-acetylesterase. Lineage: Eukaryota; Metazoa; Mollusca; Gastropoda; Patellidae. The transcript has 6 exons. Gene Ontology annotation, molecular function: sialate O-acetylesterase activity. Bases 1 to 612 code for a protein of 203 amino acids. The record is from RefSeq and is a predicted model, not a curated record. Gene Ontology annotation, biological process: carbohydrate metabolic process.
AUGCUAGUUUUCACGGCUUGCUGUUUCGAGAUAGGUCCACGAGCCGCUUCCGUAUUAUGGAACUCAAUGGUUAUACCUCUACUUCCACAAACUAUUUACGGCGCCAUCUGGUAUCAAGGCGAAUCUAAUACCCAUAAUUCUGAUCAGUACGCAUGCCUCUUCCCGUCAAUGAUUAAAGAUUGGAGACUGAAAUUUCAUCAGGCGUCCAUGGGUGCAACAAAUCAGAAUUUCCCUUUUGGAUUUGUACAGCUCGCUGGUAACCAAAAUGACUCAAAUAGAAUAGCUGGAUUUCCUGCAAUAAGAUGGUCGCAAACGGCCAAGUAUGGUUACGCCCCAAAUCCUAAGAUGCCGUACACAUUUAUGGCUGUAGCAAUGGAUCUUCCUGAUUUUAAGUCACCCCAUGGAACAGUCCAUCCUCGAUAUAAACAAGAUGUAGCAGAAAGAUUGGGUCUGGCAGGUCUAGCUGUAGCUUAUGGUGAAAAAGGUCUGAGUUAUCAAGGACCAUAUCCUACAUCAUUUAAUACUAAAACUAAAGAUCAACUGGUUAUUGAAUAUAAUCAUGGAAGUUCUGUUUUAGAUGUAAGGUCUAAUAACGGAUUCGAGAAUAAUUAA